ACUUUGGUUGCCAUAGUAGCAGCUUCCUUAGCAACAUGUGGUGUCUAUUGUGACAUUCAGUAAGCUUUUAGUUUCCCAGGAUUCCUUUGGGUCUGUACUUAGAGAGAAUGGACUCGGAGCCUGAAUUAAAGUCAUCCCAUUUGGAUAGGAUUUCAUUUCUAGCUCAACCAAAGACAUCCAAGACAGUUUGGGCCACAACACCUUGGAUACUGACAUGGGGAAACCAGGAAUCGAUACGCCCGCUGUCUCGCUCAGCACUGCAAGCCGUUCCAAGCCCCAGAAUAAAGGCUCUAGCCCAGCCUAAAAAAGACUUCUCUUUCCAGAUUCAGCUCAGGAAAGAGGAAGAGGAGGAGGAGAGGAGAAGGAUGAAGAUCUUCCACCUUUCCUCUCAUGCAGUGCAGUACGAGAACAUUGUCCGGCUAGCGACUCCCAAAACUCGAGGAAGAAGCACCCAGGAAGUGAAUUCACCACACUCAUUCUUCUGUGAGCAUGACUGUCCCAUCUGGCAUUUGAGUCCCAGCGUAAGGAACGUGGUCAUCUCACCUCGAGUCCUCCAGCUGGCCAACCCCAAAACCAAUCACCCCAACUUCACCAGCAACAGACAGAAUGUGCAGACAUUCAUCUCAUAUGCAGCUCAAACAGCCAAGAUGACAUCCAGACUCGAGCAGCUAUCACUGCCCAAACUAAGAAAGAACAGACACUUCUAUGACCCCGGACGACCGGAGAGUCCAAUCCGAACUGUGUCUAGAGGAGCGAGAAACGCCACAGCGAGUGCUCGGCUCCAAGCUUUAUCCACUCCUAAAGCACUCUCUAAAGAUUACAUCCCACCCAGGGAACCGAUAUGGCAGCCCUGAGGAAACAAGACAGACCACAAAGCUGUGGUUUCCAGCACAUUCAUCAUUUGCAGUUAUUGUAUUCUGUCACUUUCUUUUCCCAUCAGGAGCUUGUUGAUUGGUUGAGCUCUGUUUGCUUUUGCUCUGGUUUUCUAAUCAUGGUCUCAGAUUUUGUCUCUGGACUACUUUUGACUGAAAUUUAAGUACUACAUUAUUCUUAGCCUGCUGCCAAACCCGCCUGGCUCCUUAAACAGGACUGUGUUUUACGCCUAUAGUGUUUCCAGAUUGUCUCUUUUUUCGAUUUCUGUCUAGCUGCUGCUUUUAGUGAGAAAUAUCUAUGA
Labeo rohita (rohu) is the source of this 1174-nucleotide messenger RNA. It is a transcript of the gene spmap2l, whose product is annotated as testicular haploid expressed gene protein-like. Bases 108 to 854 code for a protein of 248 amino acids. Lineage: Eukaryota; Metazoa; Chordata; Actinopteri; Cypriniformes; Cyprinidae. The record is from RefSeq and is a predicted model, not a curated record. The transcript is spliced from 8 exons.